Messenger RNA from Austrofundulus limnaeus, 1002 nucleotides. RefSeq names its product sodium channel subunit beta-1. Gene Ontology annotation, molecular function: sodium channel inhibitor activity; transmembrane transporter binding. The transcript has 5 exons. Gene Ontology annotation, biological process: regulation of heart rate by cardiac conduction; cardiac muscle cell action potential involved in contraction; sodium ion transport. The record is from RefSeq and is a predicted model, not a curated record. Gene Ontology annotation, cellular component: voltage-gated sodium channel complex. The coding region runs from base 177 to 803 and encodes 208 amino acids. NCBI's taxonomy places the organism in Eukaryota, Metazoa, Chordata, Actinopteri, Cyprinodontiformes, Rivulidae.
CUUUAAAGUCGGACAGAACCGAGGGGCAGAGGUUCUGUAAAAGCACUUCUGAGCAGCUCUGAUUGUUGGGAAACCUUCUGACAGGAACAUUCUGAGGAACAUGGGGUCCAUCAGGAACCAGGAGGACUAAAGUGGACCUGCAGAACCUUCUCUGGACCACAGGUUGUCCUGCAGAAAUGACCCACUGGUUGUGUUUUUUAGCUGCUUGCAGCCUUCUUGUGUCUCCGUGUCUCAGCGGCUGCGCUGAGGUGGACUCAAUGACCGAGGCCGUGGCAGGAGAAGGAUUCCUGCUCGGCUGCAUCUCCUGUAAGAAAAGAGAAGAAGUUCCGGCCCGAACCACGGUGGACUGGCACUUCAAGCCUCGGCACGAGGACCAGUUCAGGCAUAUUUUCCACUACGACCACCCCACCGCCGACGUCCUCCACGAGGACUUCAGAGAGCGUCUGAAGUGGCACGGCACCCGGAACCGCGAUAUUCAGGUCGGUGCCGUUUACAUCCAGAACGUGACCUUCAACGACUCCGGGUCGUACCGCUGCACCUUCCACCGGACCCUCUUCCUGCCGCUGGCCGAUGAGAGGGUGGUGGUGGAGAAGGAGGUGGAACUGACCGUGUUGGCUGCAGCGAAGCGGGAGCUGGUCUCGGUGGUCUCAGAGAUCCUGAUGUAUGUCCUGAUCGUGGUCCUGCAGCUCUGGCUCAUCGUAGUCCUGGUUUAUUGUUACAGGAAGAUUUGGGACGAACACGAAGCUCGAGAGGAGAAGAAAGCUCAGAAAGAACUCUUGCAGCUGAAGGACAACAUCCCCUGACUUCAGUUCUUACAGGAUGUUCUCACUUGAAGACAAAGCUUAGAUUUAAAAUCAGGUUUUCUUUUUCUUUUAUUUGGAUGUUCAUCAAAUCAGAUGCUUGUUUUUUGAGGAAGUCAAGUUUUAGUGUUGAAAUAAAAACUGUUGGAAAGUUUUCUCUAAAUAUAAAUCUGUGCUUUCAGAUUUUCAAGGGAUUCUUUUA